UGUCCAAAGUGUAACUAAUGUCUUAUACCUAUCUACAUAGUACAUACUAGUUACUACAUUGCAUACUUGACUGUCUGACAAGUGAUAACGUUAAAGUGGGGUGAUAUCAGAUAAGUUUUAAAUCAAACAAUUCGAAUCUGAACUAAUAUAUUAUAUAAGUGAUUGUGAUAAAAAAUAUUUAUUAUUUAUAAUUAUAUUAUUUUUGAUUAUUCUUAUUAGAGAGAUAUUUCAUCAUUCAAAAAUCAAAAUGUUCAAACCUGUUACCCACGUUCUUUUUGAUAUGGAUGGACUUAUUUUGAAUACUGAACAUCUAUAUACAGUUGCAUUUCAAAACAUUGUAUCUCGUUAUGGAAAAAAUUAUACAUUUGAAUUAAAAAUGAGGCUAAUGGGUUCGCAGUCCCACGAAUUAGCGAAAAUUAUCACAGAAGAACUCGAAUUACCCCUGACACCUGACGAAUUUUUAGUUGAAACUAGAAAACAAUUUCAAGAAUUAUUUCCACAGACAGAACUAAUGCCAGGUGCUGAACGACUGAUAAGACAUUUGGACAAUAAAUGCAUACCUAUUGGGCUAGCGACAAGUUCCAGCGAGGAUAGUUACCAUCUCAAAGUAGAUAAACACCAUCAGGAGUUAUUUUCUCUGUUCCCAUACAAAACUUUUGGUUCUUCGGAUCCUGAUGUUGCACGAGGAAAACCUUACCCUGAUAUAUUUUUGGUUGCCGCUUCCAAAUUUCCGGAAAAUCCAAAAGUAGAACAGUGCCUUGUAUUUGAGGAUUCGGUUAAUGGAGUGAGGGCAGGAUUAGCAGCGGGGAUGCAAGUUGUCAUGGUGCCGGACCCUAGAGUCGACAAAAUUCUCACCGAAGAAGCAACAUUGGUAUUAGGAAGUCUUGAAGAAUUUAAACCAGAAUUAUUUGGGUUACCCCCAUUCGAAGAUUAAUUAGGAAAUGUUUUAAAGCAUUUUUUUUAUGAUGCAAUAUUACAAAAGUAAUUUUUAUUUACAUAUGUCUCUUGCCUACUAAGUAGGAUUCAGACCAAAAUACUAGUUAAAUUAAAUCAAAGUAGUUAUUUACACAUUUAAAAACAUAUUUUUGUGAUAAAGGAGAUCUGUGAAAAUAAUAAAAUAUAUGUUUUAAUUUAUAAUUCAUCUGUAAUUUAAUAAAAAUGUUAAUAUUUUUUGCUGGCUUAUA
This is a messenger RNA of Danaus plexippus (monarch butterfly), 1184 nucleotides long. RefSeq names its product pseudouridine-5'-phosphatase-like. Bases 248 to 934 code for a protein of 228 amino acids. Gene Ontology annotation, molecular function: phosphatase activity. The record is from RefSeq and is a predicted model, not a curated record. The transcript is spliced from 4 exons. NCBI's taxonomy places the organism in Eukaryota, Metazoa, Arthropoda, Insecta, Lepidoptera, Nymphalidae.